This is a messenger RNA of Candoia aspera, 2468 nucleotides long. RefSeq names its product polypeptide N-acetylgalactosaminyltransferase 13 (gene GALNT13). NCBI's taxonomy places the organism in Eukaryota, Metazoa, Chordata, Lepidosauria, Squamata, Candoiidae. The record is from RefSeq and is a predicted model, not a curated record. Gene Ontology annotation, molecular function: polypeptide N-acetylgalactosaminyltransferase activity. Gene Ontology annotation, cellular component: Golgi apparatus. Gene Ontology annotation, biological process: protein O-linked glycosylation. The transcript is spliced from 12 exons. Bases 384 to 2054 code for a protein of 556 amino acids.
UUAUUAGUAACAGCGGCGGCGGCGGCCGCCCCGAGAGAUCCCGAGGUGUGACUGGUGCUCUCGUUCCUCCCGUCGCCAUCCCAGACGAGGGGCGUGAAGACCCGAGAGAGUGGAGCAGAAGCCGAGGGAGGAAUCCGCGAGAUGAAGAAGCCUCCUCUGGCCGCGCUGGGAAUGUUUCCUUGGCAGGCGUGCCCUUUUUAAUUUGGGGUUCAGUUGGAGAGGGAAACCCGUCUUUCCUCAGAGCAGCAGCAACAGCACGGCGAGCUGUCUCUUCGCAGUGGGAUGUUCUCAUCUGUGCAUUCGUGCCGGCUUCCUUGGCUUGGAUAUAGCAUCAUAUUAGCGCCUGCCUUUACUACAGUCUGUAACUAAUAACUAAAUAAAGGAUGCGGAGAUUUGUCUACUGCAAGGUGGUUCUUGCCACUUCUCUCAUGUGGGUGCUGGUUGAUGUGUUUCUCCUGCUGUACUUCAGUGAGUGUAACAAAUGUGAUGACAAGAAAGAAAGGUCCCUGCUGCCUGCUCUAAGGGCUGUUAUGUCAAGAAGCCAAGAAGGACCAGGAGAGAUGGGAAAAGCAGUUCUCAUUCCCAAGGAUGAUCAGGAAAAAAUGAAAGAGCUUUUUAAAAUCAACCAAUUUAAUCUUAUGGCCAGUGACAUGAUUGCGUUCAACCGAAGUUUGCCUGAUGUAAGAUUAGAAGGAUGUAAGACAAAAGUCUACCCUGAUGAACUACCCACCACAAGUGUGGUCAUAGUGUUUCAUAAUGAAGCUUGGAGCACUUUGCUUCGUACAAUUUACAGUGUUAUCAAUCGGUCUCCACACUAUCUACUUUCUGAGAUCAUCAUGGUAGAUGAUGCCAGCGAAAGAGAUUUUCUGAAGCUCCCAUUAGAGAAUUACGUAAGAAAUUUGCAAGUGCCGGUAAAAAUUAUUAGGAUGGAGCAACGGUCAGGACUGAUUCGAGCUCGGCUAAGAGGUGCUGCUGCUUCCAAAGGCCAGGUCAUCACUUUCUUGGAUGCCCACUGUGAAUGCACCACAGGUUGGCUGGAGCCCUUGCUGGCAAGAAUAAAAGAAGACAGGAAAAUUGUUGUAUGCCCAAUUAUCGAUGUAAUCAGUGAUGACACAUUUGAAUAUAUGGCUGGAUCAGACAUGACUUAUGGAGGAUUUAAUUGGAAACUUAAUUUUCGUUGGUACCCUGUUCCCCAAAGAGAAAUGGACAGAAGGAAAGGAGACAGAACUUUGCCUGUGAGGACCCCUACUAUGGCUGGUGGCCUAUUUUCUAUUGACAGAAACUACUUUGAAGAGAUAGGAACAUACGAUGCAGGAAUGGAUAUCUGGGGUGGAGAGAAUCUUGAAAUGUCUUUUAGGAUAUGGCAGUGUGGAGGCUCACUGGAGAUUGUAACAUGUUCGCAUGUUGGCCAUGUUUUUCGAAAAGCGACUCCUUAUACAUUUCCUGGUGGUACUGGUCAUGUAAUUAACAAAAACAAUAGACGACUUGCAGAAGUGUGGAUGGAUGAAUUUAAAGACUUCUUCUACAUAAUAUCUCCAGGAGUUGUCAAAGUGGAUUAUGGAGAUGUAUCCGUCAGAAAAGCAUUGAGAGAAAAUUUGAAAUGUAAACCAUUUUCAUGGUACCUAGAAAAUGUGUAUCCAGACUCUCAGAUUCCACGACGCUAUUACUCCCUUGGAGAGAUCAGAAAUGUUGAGACAAACCAAUGUUUAGAUAACAUGGGACGUAAGGAAAAUGAAAAAGUAGGCAUAUUCAACUGUCAUGGCAUGGGAGGAAAUCAGGUAUUUUCAUACACUGCCGACAAGGAAAUUCGCACAGAUGAUUUAUGUUUGGAUGUCUCUAGGCUCAAUGGGCCGGUAAUUAUGUUGAAGUGCCAUCACAUGAGAGGAAAUCAACUUUGGGAAUAUGAUGCCGAGCGACUGACCUUGAGACAUGUGAACAGUAACCAGUGUCUUGACGAGCCCUCAGAGGACGACAAAAUGGUUCCUACCAUGAAGGACUGCAGCGAAAGCCGAUCCCAGCAGUGGCUGUUACGUAACAUGACCUUGGGUGCCUAAAGCCAAGACAGACGUCAUGUCCUUCCUCAGGCCUUGGAAGGGUCUAACCUGCUCACGAAAGGAUGUUCUUCUUCCCUUGUUGUCGGUGAAGAGAAAGGGUUUGGAUGCUUGAUUAAAAGCCCACAUGCCAGAAAACAACUUUUUUUAAUUGCUUAAAAGCAUGGUUGCACUUUUUUUUCCCCUCUGAUUUUUUUUUACCAGACAGCUGAACACAUGGACGCAUUAUUCACCCUGGCAUAUACAGUAUUAUGAGGACAUACCAGUUUUGAGAAAAGUUGACUCCAGAAAAGCAUUACAAAGCAAAAUUCCAAGGGGGUGGGAAGUGGCUUGCUGUGGGUUCUGUCCUGUCAUGUGGCUUGAAAGUGACAGUGUUAAAUGCCUUAUGAAGCUCACUUGCAUUGUGAAAGAUGGUAA